This is a messenger RNA of Morchella sextelata, 453 nucleotides long. RefSeq lists its product as uncharacterized. NCBI's taxonomy places the organism in Eukaryota, Fungi, Ascomycota, Pezizomycetes, Pezizales, Morchellaceae. The record is from RefSeq and is a predicted model, not a curated record. The transcript has a single exon. The coding region runs from base 1 to 453 and encodes 150 amino acids.
AUGAUCCCCCUCCUCAUCGGCGCCGUCGUCGUCCUCUCCCUCCUUUCCGUCGCAAUCAUCCUCACAGGCCCCACCACAGAGAACGACACCCUGCACGAGGCGCGGCAGCGUCUAAUGCGUGACGAGCAGCGUGUUGCCACCGCGCGCGAGCGGGUGCGGCAGGAGCGGCUGCUAGAGCUGGAGAGGCGGAAGGUGCAAGAGAAGGAGGCCGAGGUGCGGGCGUGGCAGGCAGAGCUAGCGGAGGCGGAGCGGCGGAGGAGGGCCGGUGAGGAGGUGAAGGCCCGGAAGGAGGCUCGGAGGGCGGAAGAGGAGGAGCGGCGCAAGAGGGAGGAGGAGGAGGCGGAGGAGGAGGAGGAGGCCCGGCGCAAGAUUGCGGAAGAGAAACAAGGGCUCGAGAGGAGGAGGCGGGGCGGAUGCUGGACAGACGAGCGAAGGAGCAGCAGGAGGCGAUAG